CACCCACUUCUUCAGUUCUUCGUUCACCUUGCUGAGCGCUCCCAUCUUCCUCUUCCCGCAGCAUACAAUGUAUAAAAGAUGAACACUUGUAGUGUCCUCGGGCCAAUCCUUGUUCUUGUGUCCUCGCUCUCCCGUACGUCUUCUUCCCCUUCUGCACGAGCUCGGACCAGCAUGGCCCCAGAGCGCGCGAAGUUGCGGGGUUCGUUGAUUUGCUCGUGCUUCCUGCUUCUCCUGCUGGCUUACUCUCGCGUCGCCUCGUCGCAGAAGGUCGUCACCACGCUUCCUGGCUACGAUGAUGAUCUGCCCUUCUAUCUUGAAACUGGGUACAUUGGUGUGGGGGAACUGGAGGAGUCACAGCUGUUUUACUACUUUGUGGAGUCACAGAGGUCCCCUGCGCUGGACCCAGUCAUGCUUUGGCUCACUGGAGGCCCUGGUUGCUCUGUUCUCUCUGCUUUCUUCUAUGAAAGCGGUCCAGUGGAAUUCACUUAUGUUGGCUACAACGGGAGCUUGCCAUCACUACAUUUGAACCCUUAUACUUGGACACAGGGCCUCAACAUCAUAUACGUAGAUGCGCCAAUUGGCACGGGAUUCUCUUACUCAACAACUGCAGAGAAUUAUUACAUUGAUGACUAUAGAUCUUCUGAAGAGAUCUACCAGUUUCUGAGAAAGUGGUUGAUAAAACAUCCUCAGUUCUUAAAAAAUAUACUGUACAUUGGUGGGGAUUCUUACUCUGGCGUACCACUUCCGAUGGUUGUUAAGAAAAUAUAUGACGGUAAUGGUGAUGGUGUUGUGCCAUACAUGAAUCUUAAAGGAUAUGUGCUUGGAAAUCCAAAAACAGAUGACUACGUCGACGACAAUUCGAGAGUCACAUUUGCCCACCGACUUACCCUCAUAUCAAGUGAAUUGUACGAGGAAGCUACGGAAGCUUGUAAUGGUGAUUUUGUGAACGUAAAUACAAGCAACACAGACUGUGUCACAGACGUUGGCGCCAUCGAUGUGAUGUUGGAAGAAAUAAAUCUAAUGCAUGUUCUGGAACCCACCUGCCAAGUUGCAUAUUCAAGACCGGUUAAAUCAAUCAGAGGAGAAAGAGUAGUGUUUGAAGAAAAUUACGAAAAUUUCCUAGCUACAGGAGCCAAGCCUGCACAUUGGUGUAGGGAAUAUAAUUAUGUUCUCUCUACCAUAUGGGCUAACGACAAGAGUGUCCGAGCUGCUCUUGGUGUUCGAGAGGGGACCAAAGGUGUCUGGAACCGGUGCAAUAGCAGUUUAGCCUAUACAAAGACUGUCACUAGUACUGUAGGUUACCAUAGAAAUCUGAGUACUACAAACCUCAGAGCUCUUAUAUAUAGUGGUGACCAUGACUUGUCCGUUACGCACAUUGGUACACAAAACUGGAUCUAUUCUCUCGGUCUGACUUUGUACGACGUUUGGAGGCCGUGGUUCGUCGAUGGCCAAAUUGCAGGGUAUACACAGGAGUUCAUCAAUGAUGAUUUCACUCUAGAUUAUGCCACCAUAAAGGGCGCUGGCCAUGUUGCUCCAGAGUACAAGCCUAAGGAAUGCUACGAAAUGAUGGAUCGCUGGCUUGCUUACUACCCUCUAUGAAGAUCGACAGUUAGAAGCUGCGACAACCUUCCGCACCAUGAUUUUUGUCCUAGACACUUAUGAGGGCACACUCUAUGUAGUUUUUAGGGGCGAAUAAUUUGCGAGAUCACCCUGUUUUUCGUAUGUUCUUCACUCCACGUGAAAUAUAAAAAAAAUACAUAAAGGGAGUGGUCGUUCGAAGUCACCUGCAAAUUGCAGGAUAAAUCGCGUAAUCUGCUAAUCCUAAUUAUAA
Molecule: messenger RNA, 1831 nt
Organism: Syzygium oleosum
Lineage: Eukaryota; Viridiplantae; Streptophyta; Magnoliopsida; Myrtales; Myrtaceae
Product: serine carboxypeptidase-like 18
Exons: 14
Coding region: 79-1599 (506 amino acids)
Biological process (GO): secondary metabolic process; proteolysis
Molecular function (GO): serine-type carboxypeptidase activity; acyltransferase activity, transferring groups other than amino-acyl groups
Source: RefSeq, a predicted model, not a curated record